AUGUCGUCGGUGUUCUCGAAGCUGAUCGACGGUGCGUCUGCACGCUACAGUGUGCGACAAGAGACGCUGACGUGCGGCAUCGCCGGCGCAGCUACGGCACUUUAUCUUCUUAAACUCACUUACCCGCACAUCCUCACUCACCUCAAACAAUCCACCCAGCAAAAAAGCCAACAAUCUCACUCCAAAUACAAUAGAAACAAUAUUGUUCUCCGAAACAAUUCUUCUAAUAACAAUUCCACUGGGAAUGGCGGAGAAAAACAAAGAUUAUCAGUCGGAUUGGAUCGCGACUUUUUCCGACAGCUGAUAAUGUUAUUGAAGAUUAUGGUACCAGGAUGGCGUACUCGAGAAAUGGGUUUAUUGGCAUGUGCAACACUGACGUUGUUGGCGAGAACCUUUUUAUCGGUGUAUGUAGCCGAAUUGGAGGGUCAGAUCGUGAAGAGAAUAGUUUUACGCGAUGUACGCGGCUUUGGUUUAAUGCUCGCACGAUGGUUUGCCAUCGCUUUGCCCGCCACCUUCGUCAACUCCGCCAUCAGAUACCUGGAGGGUCGGCUGGCACUUAGUUUUAGGGAGCGUCUGGUGAAACACGCCUACAAGAUGUACCUGAGUCAACAGACUUAUUAUAGGGUAUCGGCUUUGGACACUAGGCUUGGUGGAGCUGAGCAAAGACUGACAGAUGACCUGUCAGAGCUAGCUAGUUCUGUAGCACAUCUAUAUUCUAGUUUAACAAAACCGCUACUAGACUGUGCUUUAGUUGGUAUAGCACUUAUUUCGUUUUCACAUAAAAUGGGUGCAAAAACGAUACCAG
Messenger RNA from Wasmannia auropunctata (little fire ant), 805 nucleotides. RefSeq names its product ATP-binding cassette sub-family D member 1-like. The transcript is spliced from 2 exons. Gene Ontology annotation, molecular function: long-chain fatty acid transmembrane transporter activity; ATP binding; ABC-type transporter activity. The record is from RefSeq and is a predicted model, not a curated record. Lineage: Eukaryota; Metazoa; Arthropoda; Insecta; Hymenoptera; Formicidae. Gene Ontology annotation, biological process: long-chain fatty acid import into peroxisome; fatty acid beta-oxidation; very long-chain fatty acid catabolic process. The annotation marks the transcript as partial. Gene Ontology annotation, cellular component: peroxisomal membrane.